GCAAAAGGGUGCGCGCUGAAAGAGAAAUAAAAUGUGACUGAAACAGACCAGCUGUUUCGAGGUCGAAAGAAGGCGAAAGGGCAAGUUGGGCAAGUUGGACUGGCUGAGGAGAAUGGGAGGCAGGGGAUCGAUGAAGAUUCGGCCCUCUUUAUACUUUGAGAUUGCCAUAGAUAGCUGUGUGCUGUAUGAAGCGCUUGAUGGUGCUGCCCUCACGACUGAAUGGGCCACUCUGAGGCGUAGGCACGCGCGGCCGGCCGAUCUGCCGAAGUCAGAAGAAUCCAUCUCGUACAUGCUUUCCGCCGAAGAGCCGACAGCAAUCGCGCUACUUUAGCUCUGGCGUAGCAUUGCGAACUUGCAUUCUGAGAGCUUGCGCUGCUCGGGUCGUGUAGAGUGACCGCUUCUCGAGGGUGAAGGAGCCGCUCGAACAGUCAAGUCGUGGUGAUGUUUGCAGUGAUCAUGGGCGCCCCCCUGCAUGAAGCGCCUAACGCACCGGAUGCUUUGGACAUGCACGGGCUGUGUGCCGGGAUGGGGUCCUCGAGCACUUGCGUCUCUAAGCAAGCGAAGCGCAUGAGUAUAUGCCCAG
Messenger RNA from Ceraceosorus bombacis, 583 nucleotides. Lineage: Eukaryota; Fungi; Basidiomycota; Exobasidiomycetes; Ceraceosorales; Ceraceosoraceae. The record is from the annotation of a GenBank genome assembly.